This is a messenger RNA of Thunnus maccoyii (southern bluefin tuna), 3537 nucleotides long. RefSeq lists its product as uncharacterized. The transcript has 8 exons. The coding region runs from base 605 to 2659 and encodes 684 amino acids. NCBI's taxonomy places the organism in Eukaryota, Metazoa, Chordata, Actinopteri, Scombriformes, Scombridae. The record is from RefSeq and is a predicted model, not a curated record.
CAGCUGUAGGAACAAGAAGAAAAACACAUUUUUGAGUUGACUUGGUACACAGUUCUGGCAGUUCAGCAGCCAGCUGGCUGCAUCAGGAAGAGAGGAUCCCGGCCUUGCCGCCAAUAAAAGCCCCCAUUAAGGUUCAUUUGGUGAUUUUUGUUUUUUUUUAGUCCACACUGCCCUGAAAGGAUAAAAAAAGGAUAAGACAGCCAACAAGGCUGCUUGAAAAUGUUUUAAAAAGUCAGGAGAAGCUGAAGAAAGAGCAGGACACCCACAAUCAGUAACGUUACCAGACAUUUCCUUCAAAUGAGUUAACCACUUGGGUAUCAAAAUCUAGCGAGUAGAGGUUUCCAACAUGGCGGGAUCAGGCCCCUCGUUGUCUACCGGCUGUCGGUAACGGUUAGCGGAAGAAAGAGCAGGACACAUAUCACUGACAACCGCGACUGGGAGAACAAAAAACGCGUCCUCGCUCGUUUUUUCUCUGUGGUAACUGCCCAUACCCAGAAAACAUACAGCUUGUUAACUACUUAGCAGGCUAAUCAUUGGCAAGCUAGCAGAGCGCAGAGCCCGGGCUCCGGCAGCAGCAGCAGCAGCAGACAUCUCUCCGACCAUCAUGAUUCCUCAGCAGCAGCCGGUCCAGCGCCAGCCUCACCCCUCCAUCAUCAGCCAGAGAGUGCAGCUAACUUAUAAACUGUUCUUGCUGGAAAAUGCUCGCAACACACUUGAACAAGAGCUUCGCAAUUUAACCAACAAGGCCUAUGAAGAUGUCCAAGGUUUCUUGAAUUCAUCUUUUUCCACCUGUGUGUCCAGUGAUCUCGCAAAGGCCUUGGAUGUGAGAUGUCAAGCUAUUGACAAGCUCUCAGCUUCAUUAAAGGACCAAGCACUUGAGCCACCGGUUUGUGUACAGCCUAGUGGUAAAAACGGAGUGAGAAGAAACCAGCUUCAGCCACUCAGAGGCAAAUGGAUCCUAAAGACAGAUGUUCUCAAGUUUGGGCCCAUGUUGCAGAAUUCACUUAUGGCGAGCUCCAUAGCCAAAGCAGUCCAUGUGCUUGGAGCCACACUUCCCCAUCAGCAGCUGAAACACUUCCUCAACCCCCAGCCUACAGCCAGCCAGGAGGAUGACAUGAUACGCAGCGUCUCGUCCAGCUACAACAGCGCUGUUGUGGCUACAAGCUUGUCCAGUCACAUAGAGGCUGAAGAAAAAGAAAAAGAAGUUGUUUUUGAGGAGAAACGCCAACCAGAGGCUGCGAUUCUACCUCCCCCCACCAUUCAGAGUCCCAAGAUGAAUGCAGAGAGGCCACCACUACUACUACCUCCCAUUGAAGCUAUACUCGCAGAGAUCAGUAACCCUCAACCCAGGAACGUAACACCACUAAUCAGCUGGGGACGUGAGGAUGAUAUCCAGGUGCAACACCAAAAACAAACAUCUUCUCAGCUGCUGCACUUCCUCCGAGCAAAAGCUAAAACCAUGGGUGCACUGGAGGUCAGGGUCAUGGAGUGGAGCAAAAAUUGUACCAAGGCUUCAAGCUCGCCACAGUCAUCAUCUCCCACCAUCAAAAGCUACCAAUUCAGACAGGGCAUGGCAGAUGAUCUUAUCAACACACUAGCUCCGAAAACAUUGCUUGCAGACGUGGAAAACGAAGCCCCAGUCUUCAGGGUUAAACGUGUCGAGUCAAGCGGUUCUCUGACUUACACUUGUGUGAUUGCAACAAAGACUGAAUUGUGGGAUAUUGGAGACAUUUUCACAGAGGUGGGGCAGGCGAGCUCUGACGACAGCCCUUCGGAAAAUGAAGACUGCCAAAAUGAAACGGAUCAGGUGGAGAAGUCAUGUGUAAACAUCAAGUGGGAAACCCAGUGCACAGAUCCAGAACAUGAGAACAAUUCUGCUGGCGUAAAAACGCCAGCCACCAAUAGUAUAAACAUUCCCGAGUUCCAAGUCCGGAGGUUUGAAGAGACCGAGGUUGUGGUGUCUCAUAUUGUCAAUCCAGGCAGCUUCUACAUCCAGCACGCAGACUCCCUAAUGAAGCUGCAAGCCCUUGUCACAGACAGCUGGAAAGGCAGUAGUUCAUAUGCCGAGCAGAACUGCAUUCCAGACAUUGGAACCCAAGUAAUGGGUUGGUUCCCUAAGCAAGAACAAUGGUGCAGGGCUCAGGUGACGAAGAUAUGUGGAGUAAGUGGAGAUAAUAAUGCCACGGAUGGAGCUGCGAGUGAGACAUCCAUCAAGGUGGAGGUGAGGAGGCUGGACCAUGGUGAUACUGCCUGUCUGUCGCUGUUGAACAUCAAGGAGAUGACCCCAGAAAUGGCCAACUUAUCACUCCAGGCAGUGCAGGUCUCACUGGCAAAUGUGAUGCCUGUGAAUGGGAGCAACUGGUCUGAGGAGGCAGUUGGCUGGUUCAGAGCAAUGGUGCACAACAGGACGCUCUAUGCCAGACUCUACCCACAGGGGCCCAAAGUUACAGUCGAGCUGUUCUUAGAAAAGGGAAAGCUCGGAGCUAUGAGGAGGGGUGCAUCACUGUCUUUGAGACUGGCCCAGAAUGGACAUGCUAGACACAACAAACUGAAGAAUGUUGGUCUCAUGAAAAGAAGUGCUGUUCACGUUAAAAUGAGAAAACAGGACUCUGACUGGGAGAAGUACCUCAUCUCAUGCUACACUCAGAGUAGGAAGUAAUCUAGGAAGCAGGGAACGUGUGUGGUUUUGUGACAGCCAACUAAUGUCACAUUUAAAACACAAAAGGAAGUCGUGCUGUGUAGCAGAAAUCAUUCUUAAUUGAGAGCUUUAAUUUUAUCAUCUAAUUUAGUUUGACCAUCUGUGUACAAAUGCACACACAGUGGACUUUUAGUGAAGGCUACACAUUGACAAACUGCUGUGAUUGGCACGUUGCAGUACAAGAACAAAUCAAGGAUAUUUAAAUAAAAUAAAACUGAAGGUAUGGACUUUAGAGUAAUCAGCUUUCUUGUGUAUUUUUCUGUCUUACAUUGCAGUUCAUAACUAGUGAAUGCAAGUGUAAAACUGCUGUCCUCUAUUAUUUAAAUGUGAUUUCUAUUUUGGUCUUUUGCUUUAAUAUUUUUUUUUUUAUUUUAGAGUCAAAAAGAUGUUGACUUGAUUGUCUUCAAAGGGAUGAUAAAGAGUAAAAAUACAAAAAUGGAAUGUCCCAAUUUUUUCUUCAUAACCUUUUUUUAUACUUGAGAGGACGUCAAUACCAAAUUAGUGGUACAUGUUGUAUUAUUUUGAACAUUUCCUAACCUGUCAAGACAGUUUUGUGUGCCUGUGGUCUAAACUUUCCAUAAAAGCAGGAAAUCAUUAUUAUUAUUAUUAUGAUUCCAACCACUAGAUGGUGCCAGUUCAGUCAGAUUACCUGCUCUCUAUUAAGUGAUACUUGGAUUGUCUGUAUGCCACAGUUCUUUUGUCAAUCACCUUAUUUUGAUAAUAAUCAUUAUUAACAGUGUGUUGCCUCAGUUAAUAUUGAGUUCUUGUAUAAUGGCAGAUCUAUUAUUUUGAUUGUAUGUCUCUGCUUUUGCAAUAAAACUGUGUUAUCUACAAUUAUA